Dipodomys ordii (Ord's kangaroo rat) is the source of this 1698-nucleotide messenger RNA. RefSeq names its product saccharopine dehydrogenase (putative) (gene Sccpdh). The record is from RefSeq and is a predicted model, not a curated record. Gene Ontology annotation, cellular component: plasma membrane; mitochondrion; lipid droplet. Bases 199 to 1182 code for a protein of 327 amino acids. NCBI's taxonomy places the organism in Eukaryota, Metazoa, Chordata, Mammalia, Rodentia, Heteromyidae. Gene Ontology annotation, biological process: glycolipid biosynthetic process. The transcript is spliced from 8 exons.
AGAAAUUUCUUAGUGGACAGGACGUAAGAACAAAACACUUACUUGGUGUCUAAAUUAGAUUGUAAGAUUAUCAUAUUGCAGGGCUAUUUCUAUGUUGCUUUUUUAAUAUUUAGAACCCCUAGUAUCAACUCCACUUUCCUCAUAGCCAUACCUUUUUAUAUUUGCUGAUUGAGAGUAAUUUUGAUAUUACUGAUUGCUAUGAAAAGAUCUGGAAAAUGUAAUAUUGUACUCAGGUUUGCUUUAAGUGACUUGUAUUUUAUCUUAGGAAGACCGACACUACCAUCUGAAGUUGGAAUAAUAGUUUGUGACAUCAAUAAUUCAGCCUCACUUGAUGAAAUGGCUAAACAGACAACACUUGUCCUCAACUGCGUAGGACCUUAUCGAUUUUUUGGCGAACCUGUAGUAAAAGCAUGUAUUGAAAAUAGAACCAGCUGCAUCGACAUCUCCGGGGAACCUCAGUUUCUGGAACUAAUGUAUUGGAAGUAUCAUGAGAAAGCUGCAGAAAAAGGGGUUUAUAUCAUUGGAAGCACUGGCUUUGACUCCAUUCCCGCAGAUCUGGGAGUAAUAUAUACCAGAAAUAAAAUGAACGGUACUUUGACUGCUGUGGAAAGUUUCCUGACUAUAAAUUCAGGACCUGAGGGGCUGUGUAUUCAUGAUGGCACUUGGAAGUCAGCAAUUUAUGGUUUCGCAGCUAAGAAUAGUUUGAAAAAACUGCGAAAUGCAUCAUGUCUGAAACCUGUCCCAGUCAUUGGUCAGAAGUUGAAAAAAAGGUGGCCAAUAUCAUUUUGUAAAGAACUCAGCACAUACACGAUUCCUUUCUGGGGAUCUGACACAUCUGUUGUGAGGCGGACUCAGCGUUACUUGCAUGAAUAUUUGGAGGAACCACCAUUAAAAUUAACAAAUAAAUUCCAACCUAAAGUUGGAUCUAGAUCUUCCAUUUGGUUGUGUGUCGUUCACACACACUUUCUUCUUCCGUUACUGUUGUUUUCUGCAGAGGCUGGCUAUGCAGCCACACCCAUAGCCAUGGUCCAGGCAGCCAUGACUCUUCUGAAUGAUGUCUCUGACCUUCCUAAGGGGGGCGGGGUCUUCACACCCGGAGCCGCUUUCUCCAGAACAAGGUUGAUUGACAGACUCAACCAGCAUGGUAUUGAAUUUAGUGUGAUUAGCAGCUCUGAAGUCUAAACAGUUGAAGAACUGAAGUCAUUAAAUGCAUGAAUUAACAGCUCCUGUAUUUGAUAUGUGAGAUUCUUCUAUAAGCCUGUCUGACUGUAUGUGGAGAUGAUUGCCAAAGUGUAAAAUCUACACAUUAAAAGCAGGAAAUUGUACUAACUUACUCUGAACUUCAAAUCUCAGCUGAUUUUAUUGCUUAUGAAAGAAAACUAGCAUCGCCUCACUUUUUCAUUGACGUGUUCCUGGUGGGCUGGCGGUGAGUGGGCGAGGCGGCAGGGCCCCUGUUGGUGCUGCCGAGUGGUCCUUGGAGAGGCUCUCGGGCUGGUGCGGCUGUGGCAGUGGCCGUUGCUCACCUGGCCUCCAUGGAGUGGGGUGGUCUCCCCAGUGAGUUUCUAGAGCUGCAGUGUGUGUGAGCUUUUGCUAAAUGGAUUCCACUUUUUUUUUUUCUAUUUUGGCCUGGUUUCUUACCCAUCUACGCUGAUUUUGGACUGUUUGCCAAGUUGAAUAAUAAAGAGUUGUCAAUUUGAA